AUACACCCGCACGUCCACUAUGCAUCAUGGAUCACGUCACUCACAGCAGCGAGUAGGGUGAGGAUCGGGCCGAGGACACGCACGGCUCCUCUGUCGACCGGCUGUACACGUGUCUGCCGCCCACACCCGCCAAUGGCCGCACACGCGCAGACUGACACACCAACCUGACACACACACACAUCAACCGUCAAACCCGGCCGGAGGGCGGAAGUAUGUCUGCCCACGUACCGCUUGCCAGGCAGCUGUGCAGGCGGCAAGUGCGGGUAGAGGUGCAGUCCGCUCAGAGUGGGGAAGGGCUGGGGACCGAGUAGCUGUCCAUCGGCAUUAGGCUCUGCCAGCCGUGCCGCGUACCUCCACCGCACAAACGCCCUCACUACUCGGCCGUCCACCGCACACUCAGACCCGCGAUAAGGCAGCUGCAGCACACAUCAUAUGCACACCACAAGCGUUGAAAAGGCUUCUGCUGCAUCUGUGAGGUUACCCUUAUUUGCCGGCCUUCCCUCUGCCCGUUGUCUGAGUGUGCGGCCAACACAUUGCGCAUCAGAGCGAUAAGAGAUCUCUGCACACACACAUAAAUGGGAGACAGACGACAUCGAUGUGCUUCCGCUCGUUUCCUUCCCGUGUGCGCACCCUAAUGAGUGCCCCGCGGUAGUGCGCUACAGCCACCUCCCUCAACGCGCGGCUCCUGACACACACACAGACACGCAGAAAUGAUGCGAGUUCGCGACCUCGCCCACCCUUCACCCGCCAUCCAUCCAUCCAUCCAUGCAUCUAGCCACCCACCUGACCACUCCGAUGAGUGCCUUCACUCGCCGAAAGGCAACCUCCACCUUCAUGGGCAGCAGCAGCCUCUCCCAGCCAUGCCGCACCACACCACCCACCAGACGCACCAGCAACACGGGCAGAGCGGACACGGGCAGAGCGCCGCGACAAGAACGUCGGCUGCCUGCCGAGCGGCGGGCGAAGCGCCGGAAAGCAUGGCGCAGCCGAAGAGAGUACGCCAGCACACGGAAGGCCCGCCGCUCGCGAGAAGAGCUGAUAGGUGGAAGCGAAGAAGCAGCAGGGUCGUUUCCAUUUAGUGAUGCUGGGUGGGUGGCUUCGUACCUUGCCCAUUGAACAAGAGCCUGGUGUGAGCCCUUGCAUCUGUAGAAUCGGGCGGCCACCUCACAUAGCCGGUCCAUAAUGAGGUCGUCACUCAUAUCUAAACCCCUGCCCGGACCCGAGUCCAGAUCCACAGGGACGUGGCCAUUAUCCAGUGACCCUGACAGACAGGUAUGGACACACAAGCCUCCAGCCAUGUCAGGCGGACAUCAUCUCGCACUCACCUUCUGCCAUGCGGCAGGUGCGCUCAGUCACCCAUCCGCGCGACACUCCCUCACCACCCCAACUCACAUGGCCGCCAGGCCUGACGACCUCUCGCCGCUCUUCCCUUCUCUCGCUGCUCAGGCUGGGUACUCUCACACACGUCGGCACUCCACCACCACCCCGCUGCUCGCAGCCCCUCGUUGGCCAUCUGCCGUCGUCGAUGACACAUCGGUUCAGGACUGGCGGGGCGUGCGGCUGGGGGAUGCCGCUCCCGUGGUUCAUGUUGCUGGGGGCAGCCAUGCUGGCGUUGGCCCUGCGGAGGGGCGACGGUGGUGGGUCAUGGGGCUGCUGCUGAAUGCGCACCACACUCAAGUCUGAAGGACGGCGGCGCCGAUUGAGCGAAAGGGCUCUGAAGGCUCGGCGCUGUGCCAGCUGCUGGUAGUGCCGUUCGGCGAGCCGCACUGCAGUGUCCAUCCACUGCAUCUCCACCUCGCGAAUCUCAUCUGACAGAGAGAGAGAUGAAAAGCCCAUGCAUCAAGCGCUCGAUUGUUGUCCUGCCGUACCUACCGAGCACGUCAGGGGCUAUCGACAGGGCUGCGGGAGUGGGUUCCAGAUCGAGAAGGCAGCGAGAUCUAUAAUUGCCGAAAUAUCCAUCGUUCCGCUUGGAGGGCCGAGCGAUUGGCGAUGGCAGAGCCAACUGAGCUUCCCUCAUGCCUCCCUCUUCCACUUU
Vitrella brassicaformis is the source of this 2035-nucleotide messenger RNA. NCBI's taxonomy places the organism in Eukaryota, Vitrellaceae. The record is from the annotation of a GenBank genome assembly.